AUGGCCGUCACUACCCCACAACAAACUGAGCCCAACCGCCUCCUACUUAUCAGCGUACCCCGCACAGCCUCAAACCUCCUCUUAAAAGUCCUCAACAUCGCCAACCAACCAAAUGUCCUCACAAGCCCCAAGGGUGGCUACUUCUUCUUCGAUGCCUUUAUGGCCUCCGGGAAAGACGGCCGUCUAAACAAGCCCCUCUCACAAUGGACAGAAACCGACAGAACUGAAGUGCAGAACGCUUUCCAAUCCAGCAUCGACAGCCUGGAAGUCUACUCAGCCCGUGCCCGCGCCGAGAACAAGAUUAUGUUCGCUAAAGAGCACGCUUUCUGGUUUACCAACCCAGGAGUUUUCAGUAGUAUGAUCCAUGGUUCCAACAAAGAAGAAGAUAAGAAGUCGUUUAGAGUCACCCUGCAGGAGAGCUAUGGCGCCCCGACGUUCUCUGCCCACAAUGAUACUAUCCUCCCUGAUCAAUAUCUGCGCACGUGGAAGCUGGCUUUCAUCAUUCGUCACCCGGCACUGGCCUGGCCAUCCAUGUAUCGGGCCAUGCAGAAGAUUUCCCAGGCGGGGUAUAUCGACGAGGAUGGUAUUAAGGGCAUGAGCAUGUCGAAUAUGAGUAUGUCAUGGACACGCCGACUGUUCGACUGGGCGAUGGAGCAGCCAGAUGUGCCUACUCAACCGUUGGUUAUCGAUGCCAAUGAUGUAAUCCAUAACCCGGCUGCUGUGGUGAAGUUCUGUGAACUUGCCGGCCUUGAUAGUGCCGCCAUGCAGUUUGAGUGGGGUGGAGUGGUUGAGAAGAAGUCUGAGUCUUGGUCUCAAGAUCGUGCGCCUACUUCUGGGGAUGCGGCGGAGCUUGAAAGGCAAAGGAAGGCUGCUGCUAUUAUGUUGGCUACGCUUGAGGGGUCGACUGGUAUUGUCAAGGAUAAGACACCGUUGGAGGUGGAUGUUGAUGUUGAGGUUGCUAAGUGGAAGUCCGAAUUUGGGGAUGAAGCUGCUGCUUUGCUUGAGAAGGCUACUCGGGAUGCGAUGGAUGAUUAUGAGUAUUUGACAGAGCGGAGGGUCAAGGUCUAG
Penicillium antarcticum is the source of this 1068-nucleotide messenger RNA. RefSeq lists its product as uncharacterized. NCBI's taxonomy places the organism in Eukaryota, Fungi, Ascomycota, Eurotiomycetes, Eurotiales, Aspergillaceae. The record is from RefSeq and is a predicted model, not a curated record. The transcript has a single exon. The coding region runs from base 1 to 1068 and encodes 355 amino acids.